Pseudogymnoascus destructans is the source of this 2757-nucleotide messenger RNA. RefSeq names its product pre-rRNA-processing protein esf1 (gene ESF1). The record is from RefSeq and is a predicted model, not a curated record. The coding region runs from base 649 to 2757 and encodes 702 amino acids. Lineage: Eukaryota; Fungi; Ascomycota; Leotiomycetes; Thelebolales; Thelebolaceae. The transcript has a single exon. Gene Ontology annotation, biological process: rRNA processing. Gene Ontology annotation, molecular function: RNA binding. Gene Ontology annotation, cellular component: nucleus.
UGAGCGAGUAACUCAGCUGGGUGAGUAAAAAUUCUACUACUCGACUCGUGAGUACCCAGUGCGCAGCCUAAUUCCGGCUCGCCCGGAAAACGCGUAACACGCUUUAUAUACCACAUGUACUGUAACGGCGGCAUCCGUUACAGGAAGUCUCACAAAGUAGACAGAUCAAGCUUCGAGAAUUGAGAAUUGGAUCCUCAUCAACCUGUGAUAUUUAUAUUGGCUAUCUGAAUGACGAUGCGCUGCUGCAUAUAUUGCGGCAUCUAUAUUGCGUGCCCUCGUCCUGUGAAUGGAGUGAUGUUGAACAGGCCCAAGCCGUUCAAUAAACGGCGCGCACCAUUUGGUGUACAUCUCAAUACUCGGCAAACACUAUCAGUGGCAAAAUUAGGUAUAGUCUUAAGGAAUUUUUUCUCCAUUACUGUAAACACUUAAUUGGAAGUAUGUUUUGGCGCCCUUUAUUUUCUUCGUUGUUCCUGCAUCUGUCAAAGUGAUAACUUAACGAGUUCCACACCAGCAGAUAAGCUACCAACCAAUCAAUCUGCUGACUAACCACAUAAUCAACCCACACCGCCCCGGCAGAAAAAGUCCCCAUCCCAAACUUUCCAAACCUCGAAGCCGUCCCCCAAUCCACCAAAACACACCUCCCCAAAAAUGGUGAAACCUAAAACCUCCAAGGGCGCCAAAGGCGCCAAAUCCUCCGUGCCGAGCGACACAAUCACUGACCCCCGCUUCGCCGCCUUCGCGACAGACCCCCGCUUCCGCCUCCCCUCCAAAAAACACACCCACACCAAGAUCGACAAGCGCUUCUCGCGCAUGCUCGAGGAUGACGACUUCUCCAACACAGCGACUGUCGACCGGUAUGGGAGGAAGAUAAGCAGUAGUGGGAAGAAGAAGGCGUUGCGGAGACUGUAUCAGCCUGAAGAGGAGGAGGAGGAGGAGGAGUGCGCUGCCGAAGACGGGGUGGAGGUCGAGGAUGAUACGGUGGUAGAGAAGGAGUUGCGUCGCGCGGAGGGGGGGUACGAUCCCGCGCUUGGCGGGGGCUUUUCGUCGUCUGAAGAAGAGGAGGAAUCGGAGAUUGAGGAGGACGAGGAGACUGCCGUUGAUGAGACCGGGGCGUUCCCUGAUCUGCAGGCGGAGCAGACGGCGGUGCCAAUGGGGGUGGUGUCGAAACGAAUCGCGGUGGUAAAUCUAGACUGGGAUAAUAUCCGUGCGGUGGACUUGUACUCUGUCUUCUCGAGCUUUGUGUCAGGAGCCGGGCGCAUUGAGCAUCUGGCCGUGUAUAAGAGCGAGUAUGGGAAGGAGCGCAUGGAGAGGGAGGAGAUGGAGGGGCCGCCGAGAGAGAUUUUCGCAAGGCAGAAGGCUGAGGAGGAGGAAGAGAGGGAUUCGGAGGAGGAUACUGAGGAUGAGGAGAGGAUUAAGCAGGACCUUCUCAAGCCUGAUGAUGGAGAGGAAUUCGACUCCGGCGCACUGAGACAGUACCAGCUCGAGCGGCUACGCUAUUUCUACGCCGUCAUCACAUUCUCAGAUCCACAGGUCGCGCACCGCGUGUACGAAGCCACAGACGGAACAGAGUACCUUACCUCUGCGAACUUCUUCGACCUCCGCUUCGUGCCCGACGACACCGAGUUCGACGACGUCCCCCGCGACGAGUGCUCCGCCGUGCCGGAGGGAUACAGACCCACUGACUUCGUGACUGACGCGCUGCAGCACUCCAAGGUGAAGCUGACGUGGGACGCGGACGAUGUGAGUCGCAAGGACACGCUGAAUAAGGCGUUUAGCGGCUCCAGGGCGGAGAUUGGGGAGAAUGACCUCCGUGCGUAUCUUGGAAGUGAUAGCUCGGAGAGCGAGGGGGAAAAUGAGGAGGAGGUGGUGGCGGAUGAUGUGCCGAGGUUGACGAAGAAGGAGGCGGCUAGGCAGAAGAUGCGCGCUGCGCUGGGGUUGUCGGCGGAGCCGAUGAAGUCGAAGAAGGUCGAGGGACCGGUGGGGGAUAUGCAGAUUACCUUUACGGCUGGUCUGUCGACGACAGAUAAGGGUGAUGGGGGUGUGUUUUUGAAUAAACCGAUUAUCGAGGAGACGACUGCGGAGGCGUAUAUCCGUAAGGAGAAGGAGCGUAAGGCGCGCAGGAAGGAGAAGGCUAAGGCUACGCGCGAGGGCCGCGAUGUCGAUGCCGAGGUCGAGGUGGCAGAGGAGGUGGUGGCUGAGCCGGAGGCGGACCUAGGCUUCGACGACCCCUUCUUCGCAACGGACGAUAAGGUGAAGUCUAAGGCAGCGUCUGACCUCCGCAAGGCGGCGCGGGCGAAGAAACAUGCUGAGAAGAAGGCCCUUCAAGAUGCCGCAGACGAGCAGAAGAAGGAGCUCGAGCUUAUCAUGACUGAGGGCCUCGAUGAGGGUGGAUCUAGGGAGCACUUCGAUAUCAACGAGAUUGCGCGUGCUGAGAAGGCCGCGAAGCGUGGUGGCAAGCGCGGACGCAAGGGGAAGACUGGUGAGGUGGAGGACCGCAAGGGAGCGCUGCAGAAGGGGUUCGAGAUGGAUGUUGCGGACCCACGUUUCGGGGCGCUGUUUGAGAGCCAUGAGUUUGCGAUUGAUACGAGUAAUCCGAAGUAUAAGGCGACGGAGGGGAUGAAGAAGUUGUUGGAGGAGGGGAGGAGGAAGAGGAAGGGUGAUGAGGGGGAGGAGGGGGGGGGGGAUGGUUGUGGGGAAGAAGAGGAGGAGGGAGAAGGGGAGUGGGGAGGGGUUGGGGAAGUUGGUGGAGAGUGUUAA